AUGGAGUUCCUCUCCGGAUACGCCGCCGCCAAGGCCCCCUAUCUCACUUAUGAGGUCGAGCGCUCGCACCACUCGCGCCACUCAAAGCCCGGUCGCUCCAAUUCAACGUCUGGGACGGCAAAAAAGAAGCGAUCGCGCAUUCCGGGCCACACGAGGACAAGCAGUGCGAGCACCAGCAGCAGCGGCGGCCGCACUGAACACCAGGUGCCGCUGGCGCACUCCAGCGCAGGGGGCUUGCAACAGUUUCAAUCGGCCAGCGGUGCUGGAGCCGACGGCGACGGAACCGAUCCAGCUGUUGCUGCAGAGCCGACUGCCGAGCACCCGCAUCAUCACGAGCAUCGGCAUCACGAGCAGCCCCUGCAGCACCGCGGGCACGCCUCGCGCCGCGACUCGACGCGGGAGCGAGAGCGGGACCGGGAGGGGGAACGGAUGACUGCGUCGCUCAAGUACUACCAGGACAAGCAGCUGCCGGCGACGCCCCGCCUCAACACGCACGACGCCAGCUCCAAGCACGCCGGCGCUGCCCACUCUCCCGAGACCGCGUCGGCGCGCACACCGGCCUCUGCGGGCGCCUUCGCUUCGGCCUCGCUUGGCAAUUCCGGUACCGCCGUCGCCGCCGCCUCCUUGACCGACCGCCGCAUGCUCCAGCAGUCCGCCAUGUUUGCCUACUCGGACGGGGCCAAGCUGCCCCGCGCCGAGAGCGUGUCCAGCGUCUCGGGAGCCACCACGACGAGCAAUCGCACGGUGCACUCGAACGAGCCGACGUCCGAUUCCGCCCACCAACACCGGCAGUUCGUCGUCCGCAACGGACGGACCUAUCUCGCAGACCCGACCUUACCGUAUCCAUUACCCGUCGACCUCGAAGAAAUCCACCGCCAGAGCCUCAAAACCAUGCUCCUGAUGCAGCUGUUCGGGCGCCCCAUCUGCUCGCCCGCCUUCGCCAACAAACCGCCGCCUCGGAUAUUGGAAGUCGGCUGCGGAACGGGCUUCUGGAGCAUGAUGUGCUACAGAUACUACGAGGCGCGGGGCCAGCACGCCGACAUGGCAUUCACAGGCAUCGACAUCGCGUCCCUCCCUCCCAAUUCGGGUCCCAGCAGCAGCGGGACGUCCUCCUCCUCCGCCGCCCAGGGGCCCGAUCCCCGACCAGACAAGGACAUGAAUUGGCGAUUCGUGCAGCACGACCUGCGCAAACUGCCGCUCCCCUUCCCGGACGAGAGCUUCGAUUUCAUCAUGGUCAAGGACAUGGCCCUGGCCAUCACGAUCCCCAUGCAGCAAGGGCUGAUCGAAGAGUACAUCCGCGUGCUGCGGCCCGGCGGCACGCUCGAGAUCUGGGAGACCGACCACAUGCUGCGCAUGCUGCGGCCGCACGUGCCGGAUUCGGCCACCACGUCCGGACCCGCUGAUGAGUCCACCACCACCACCACCACCAACACCAGCGAAGACGACGCCGACGCCACCAACCCCGAAGCCUCCGACGAUCCCGACCACCACCACCACCAACAACAAUCACAAUCACAAUCACAACCGCAACAAAAAGACCAGCGCGGCGGCGCCUACGUCAUGACGGGCAACACGCCGCUCAGCACGCCGCUCAACAACUUCCUGGUCGAGUACAACGGGUGGGCGGCGCGGGCGCUCGAGGCGCGCGCGCUGUGCGCCAUGCCCUGCACCGUGCUGACGGGCGUGGGCAGCCGCCGGCUGGCCGUGCCGCUGUCCGAGAUCCGGUGGGAGCGCGAGGGCGUCGGCGGCGUCGUCACCAAGGACGGCAAGAGCUACGUCGAGACGGCCAGGACCGCGACGGCCCGCCGUGCCGCCGCCGGCGCCGGCGGCGGCGCAGGGGGGGCCGGGGGGGCGGACACCGGGACGGGGGCCGGGGCGGUGCCCGGGGCGGCCAAGGGCCUGGAGCCGGCGGCCGCGGCGCUGCGGCGCACCGCGCUGCUGACGGUCGUGCAGCAGAUCCAGAGCCUCGAGCCCGUCCUGAGGGAGGUCAGCGGCAAGAGCCAGGACGAGUGGGAUACCUGGCUCGGCAAGAUGAUGAACGACCUGGUCAAGGAGAACGGCACGUCCUGGGGCGAGUGUCUCGAGGUCGGCGCCUGGUGGGCGCGGAAGCGGUGAUAUUGUUGUUAUUGGCGGGCAUAACCUGGGAAGGUAAGGCCGGGGGUGAGUGGGUGAGAGAAGAGAAGAGAUUGGUACUGAAGGAGCUGAAGUGGGCUGGCUACUCUUCGUUUUCCUUCUUUGUUUGCGCUCCUAUGGGAAGAUGGUUGUUUGGUUACUUGGCUCAACGAGGGUUUGGACACGGUCGAUGUACGUUGUAUGUUGCUGCCUGUGGGGGAAAGCUAGCUCGGUUACGGUCCGGUUCUAUACUACAUUCAUGUGCUACG
This is a messenger RNA of Thermothielavioides terrestris NRRL 8126, 2381 nucleotides long. RefSeq lists its product as uncharacterized. NCBI's taxonomy places the organism in Eukaryota, Fungi, Ascomycota, Sordariomycetes, Sordariales, Chaetomiaceae. The record is from RefSeq and is a predicted model, not a curated record. Gene Ontology annotation, molecular function: S-adenosylmethionine-dependent methyltransferase activity. The transcript is spliced from 2 exons. Bases 1 to 2115 code for a protein of 704 amino acids.